Messenger RNA from Pleurotus ostreatus (oyster mushroom), 4572 nucleotides. RefSeq lists its product as uncharacterized. Bases 1 to 4572 code for a protein of 1523 amino acids. The transcript has 8 exons. The record is from RefSeq and is a predicted model, not a curated record. Lineage: Eukaryota; Fungi; Basidiomycota; Agaricomycetes; Agaricales; Pleurotaceae.
AUGAAUCGGUUUCGCAAAAAGUCCGACGCGAAACGUAGCCAGGUCCCUCUUACUGCGCGCACCAAUUCACCUCCAGUACGAGAGAUACUUCCAGAACUCCCCCCAGCCAGCGACUUUCGUACAUCACUCAUCCUUCCGGAUCUCUCUCGUCGCUUUACUCUCCUACGGACAUCAACUGGCGAUCCCAUAACCUUAGACGACUUGAGAAGUCGUUUUGCCGAACAGCGGGCCAAAGGAGCCUCCAACCACAUCUCGGAGGAGGAGGAAGACAUGAUACUUGAGACUUUGGGUCGUAUGCGGGGGAAGGCUCUCAAUGGGAGAAAUACACCAGACAAUAGCCCAAGACAGACAGAAUACUCCACAGGCGCGGGACGGUAUUCAGUGCGAUCCAACGACACCGAAGUGACAGAAUCGUCAUCAGUUGUUGGUUCCAUCCAAUCCUCACCCAGUGGGCGUUCCAACCGAUAUAGCAACAAUUUAUUCGGCUCUGGGCGCCUUCGCGAUUACUCGUAUGCCAGGAACGCGACGACGCAAAGCAAGACAGGGAGCACACGAAGUGCUCUCUCAUUUACCCCCACCGAAUCCUCUGCGAGUGUGAAGAACGUCGAGGAUACACGCCCUGUCACGCCCGAGCAAUCUGGUUCUGAUUCCCUGCCUUCGUCUCCAUCCGAGAAUCUUCAUUCUUCUCAAGAAACAGCUCAUGCCGGCACCCCUCCAAGUUCUGACCACUCCAUAAAGCCAGUGAACCCUUCUGCGCUCAGACGUGCCUCGCUGGCACUGGAGAAAGUGAUCAAAGAGAUUGAAGAGGAAGGUGAAGAUGAGAUCGUCAUGCCUAGGUCAACACCUACAACUCGGUAUAAUGGAGCAAUUGAAGCCGACCGUCCAUUGGAAGUGAGACAAUCCAUUUCCGAGACAUCGACUGUGGGUGAGGUUGAGGCAGUCGUGGCCAUAUCCUCUGACACUCGCCCUGAAUUGGAUAGCCAUAGAGUCUCGCCGGUGCCAUUCCGUAUCGCUCCUGGAUACAUACCCGGCAUGCCGAGACCUAUGACACCACGGGACAAUAUGGAGUUCGACGACCGUUCGCACUCAACCACCCCUCGCGCCACUUCCCCAGCUUACGCCGCCUCUAUUGAAACAAAUUCACCGACAACCUCCAAGAUAUCUAGUCUCAGCAGGUUUGGACGAAACUCCCCUUCAUCCCCUUCUCCAAGGCCAACUUCACCUCUCACAAACGCUCCAUUUUUGUCAAGAUCAACGAAUGGAAGACAUACCCCGGAAAGCGGUUCUCGUUCAAUAGACCCCGCCACGGAGUUUGACAGUCCACUCAAUUCCUCCAUUCUUGGCCGCCGAAGACCAGCAUCCCCACUCUCUGGCCCAGCGUAUCAGCCGCUCGCCGUUUCCUCACGCCCUUCAACGCCUUCUAACAUAACCUGGACCCCGCCAUCUCAAUCCCAGCAGCCCAAAGGACACGGUCGCAAUGGAAGCUGGAUGAGUGAUGGAACGUUCAGCAGCUCCGAGAUGCACUACACAGAUGAUGUGUCAAAGUCGACGACACGAUCUUUGCGAUCGCCUGCGCUACCCGAGUCGCCCAUGAUCGAAGCAGUCUCUACGACGAAUUCUCACUCCGCGAAUGGAUCAGAUUUUAGACCAUUUUCGCCAAUAACAGGCAUCAAUUUAGGUCCCCCGCAUAUUGCUCGCUCGCCUACCCCCACACAGAACGUAACCCGAUCACCAACGUCUCCUACCUUCCCAAGCUUUGACUCUCCUUCACGGACUGGUAGUAGACGUAAUUCGAGGCAAAACGCCCCAUCUUCGCCUACUGCUUUGGCUACCUUCCCUUCCCUCGCGUUCUCUCCCAUUGCCAACUCCUCUCGAUCAUCACUGGAGUCAACGGGAUCAAGCUAUCAUUCUUCCGAUGUCGACCACCUGAAGGAACGUGGGCUAAGCCUAUUCAAUGAUCUCGAUCCAAAUCAACCCGCUUGGCAUGAAUUCCCUCCCGAAUCCAGUUCUACAACCCCCGGUGCAUCUCCUGACGAUGAUUGGGACAUGGAGGACAUCAUCGCGCGUUAUGCUGGUCUUCAUAGAUCUGAUUUCAUGGCGAUUCAAGAGAAGUUGGUGAGUGCCGCUGUUGCGAAGAACACCCCUCCAGAUGUCCGCGAACGUGUUCCAUCUCUUCGUCGGAGACGACCUAGUACGUCUCAGUCCAAUUACUCGCUCAAUGGGCGUAUCGAACGAAUUGCCAGCCCUCCUCCCCAGACUCAACCACCAUCUUCUCCUCCUACCGCGUCGAAUACCGACCAAGUGGCGAAAGUCAAUGCGCUGCUCAACUCGGUGGUUGAUAGUAUCCAGUCUACUUCACCUCCUUCUACGACGGCUACUCUCGUAGAAAGGACAUCGUCGAAUCAGUCGGACAGAGAUAUUUCACCGACAACGCGCAGAAACAGAGAUCUCGCCCAGGUCUUAUUUGGAGAUGAAGCCGAGUCGAAGGAAAGCCCUGCUUCUCCCCCACCCGAGUCUACACCUGUCGUACCCAGCGUCGCCCCUUUACAGCCACUCGAGAGUGCGCCCUCGCCACCUCAAGAGGUUACAUCCCCCAAGCCAGUUCCUACUUCCCCGCUGUUGUCCCCAUUGCAGCAAUAUCGCAAUGCUUCUACGCCGAGACUUCCCCAAAGUCCAGAAGAAGUUGCUGAGUUGCACAGGGCCGUCCAGAUACAGGCGGAAGCCGCUACCAGGGCGCUCAGGAUGCCUCCUCCACCUUCGAAUCAUAAUGAGAGCACUGCAAUACUUUCCAGCAACUCGAUCUCGCGGAAGCGUAUUAACCCUGGCCUGAUUGGAAGCCCGACAUUAGUGUCUUCUACUGCGAGCGUCGAUACAAUUCCCCUGCGUCCACCCUCAUCUGGGUCCGGUAAUUAUGGCGGUCCCUCCAAAAUCAGCCAAAGAUUCAGGAAAUUCAGAGGAACCCUCAAGGCGAAACCUCACGCCCCUGCUGGUGGCGAGAUAACGCCAUAUCCUAUGGAUGUCAACGAGGUGUCUCCGACAGGCCAAGCCGCCGUAUAUGAUCCUUCACGACUUAAUCCACCUGGAAAGACCACACCCUCUAGUGCCACCGACUUUGGUCGAGCAAAGGUGACUGUCCCCAGUCCUCCUGCUUCCGCUGGUCCUGGUAUCAAGGGCUUUAUGGCACGCUUCCGGAGUAAAAAGGCACUCGAAUCCCACCAGCAAGAGCCCGAGAAACGACCCGCUUCCCACUCGCCAGCUUCCUCGCAUUUGCCUACAUCACCGUUGUCCUAUCGGCGACCUGCUACCGCUGAUGCAGCCGGCUCGUACUCGUCUAUGUCUCAGCUAGCUGCAGUCAAUCCUCACCAGGAGCUUAGCUUUGUUCCAGAGAAAGAACCCGCGCCCGGUGCUGAGUCGGAGGCGAUUGAUCAACUCUUCAAGGCCGCCGAAGCUCUGUCUGUCGAUAGACAAGCCCUCACCGCGUUGCUGCGUAGUGCGUCCUCCUCAUCGAAAACGACUUUGACCAGGAACCCUUCCAUGGCCCGCGCGCCACAACCCGAUAUACCUGAAGAGCAAUCCUCUUCACCUCCACAGAUUGUCACUAGUAGCCGCCCAAGUAUCGACGGUUCAAGGCCAAGUGAAGAUAAUUCGGUCAAGAAAGGGUCUAUUCGGCGUCACGUCGACGCGCUGCGCCCUCCACGCGAGUCGUUGGAUGCCCCAUCUAGCUCCAUUGUCAGACGGACAAUAAUCCUUGCUUCGGACACGCGGUCUUCGACAUUUGACUUGAAUACCUUAUUGAGGAAGUCCUCUAACAGGAGAAAGAGAGCUAGUGCUCAAUCAUUCUCUAAUCGGUCCGUUCAUGACCGUGUGCCUACUCCCCCUCCACCUCGGUCGAACGCUUCACGCCGAUUUUCUCAGGACCCAUCUCCGCCAGUCCCACACCUCCCCGGAUCUUCCUCACCAGGCGACUACCUUGCAGUUCCAGCCCUUUCCAAUGGCACCGAAAAACCUAAUUCUGCCGCUUACGAUUCACUCUACGAUAUGUAUGCAGGUGAUAGGGCUCAAAGUUCCGCCGGUGGGGAAUACGAUACCGCACAGUUGCCGCGCCACGAGACACCAGUUAAUCCUGAAGCUGGCACGGCUUUAGAGGUGAUUGAACUUGCCAACGGCGAAACUAUCUGGUCUAUAGUGAACGGGCUUCGUGAUGAUGAUGUCGAAUCAGUCUACGCUCACCGAGCUAGUUUUGCAUCAGAAUACUCAUCUCGCGAAAACGGUGAUGGUGUCCAAGUGUUCUUUAAGGAACACAAUCGAACAGGUUCCAAAGGCAGUGCAUCUUCUUUUCUUUCUCGUAAGAAGUCGCAAGCUAAGCAUCGACCGGAGACUAAGGUGUUCUACAGCUCCCCGGCCCAAAUCGGCCGUCUUAUCGAGGAUCUUUCUCAGACAAUGGACUCUGGGUCUUUCAAUAUACUACCUACCAAACCCGCAGUAGGUCACUCGACGACCUCCUCAGUAUCGGAUGCGAACUGGACAGUGGAAGAACGCUUGGAACACAUGUUGGGCUCCAUGGCAAAAUAG